Molecule: messenger RNA, 1201 nt
Organism: Aspergillus uvarum CBS 121591
Lineage: Eukaryota; Fungi; Ascomycota; Eurotiomycetes; Eurotiales; Aspergillaceae
Product: rRNA-processing protein NSA2
Exons: 6
Coding region: 97-882 (261 amino acids)
Biological process (GO): maturation of 5.8S rRNA; maturation of LSU-rRNA
Cellular component (GO): preribosome, large subunit precursor; nucleolus
Source: RefSeq, a predicted model, not a curated record
GCUUGCUUGCUUGCUAUCAGACCUCCCCCUCUCCCCACCCCCACUCUCUCUCUCUCUUUUUGUUGAUUUUGUCGUUGGCUUUGACGCUUUUUCAACAUGCCUCAGAACGAGUAUAUCGAACGCUGGACGAAACAGCACGGUAAGCGUCUCGAUCACGAUGAGCGCGCCCGCAAGAAGCAGGCCCGUGAGGUCCACCAGCAGUCCAAGGAUGCCCAGAACCUGCGCGGUCUGAGGGCCAAGCUGUACCAGCAGCAGCGCCACAAGGAGAAGAUCCAGAUGCGGAAGCGCAUCAAGGCCCAGGAGGAGAAGAACGUCAAGUCCUCCGCCCCCGAGGAGCCCUCCAAGACGCCCCUGCCCCAGUACCUGCUCGACCGCUCGCAGGCCACCAACGCCAAGGCCCUGUCCAGCGCCAUCAAGGACAAGCGCAACGAGAAGGCCGCCAAGUUCGCCGUCCCCCUGCCCAAGGUCAAGGGUAUCAGUGAGGAGGAGAUGUUCAAGGUCGUCAACACCGGAAAGAAGACGCACAAGAAGUCCUGGAAGCGCAUGAUCACCAAGCCCACCUUCGUCGGCAACGACUUCACUCGUCGGCCCGUCAAGUACGAGCGCUUCAUCCGCCCCAUGGGUCUGCGUUACAAGAAGGCCAAUGUUACGCACCCCGAGCUCGGCGUCACCGUCCAACUCCCCAUCCUGUCCGUCAAGAAGAACCCCCAGAACCCCCUCUACACCCAGCUGGGUGUUUUGACCAAGGGUACCGUGCUCGAAGUCAACGUCUCCGAACUGGGACUCGUCACCACCUCCGGAAAGGUCGUUUGGGGUAAAUAUGCUCAGGUCACCAACAACCCCGAUCUCGACGGUACCGUCAACGCCGUCCUCCUCAACUAAAUCAGUUCAAACCGUUUCUACCCUCCCAUGUCAACGAUCAUGACACCAACGGCUCUUUAACCACCCUUUCCCGUUCUUUCCUAUAAUCUGCGUUGGUUCUGUGCGUUUUUGUUCGUUAUCCUCUCGUUGUGUGUUUGCUUCGAGAUAGAGGAUUUUUAUCAUUGGGUAUGUGAGUGGCGUUAGUGGCGCGCAAAGUGUGCUUCGUUUCAUCUUGAUUGAUCUUUCUGAAAAAGAGAUUCCCGUUAUUCGAAUUGCACCUUAACAUACAUAGUAGCUAGCUAGAUAUACAAAAUCAACCAUUCUCCAAUUGAUGAAUCAA